This is a messenger RNA of Ustilaginoidea virens, 1734 nucleotides long. RefSeq lists its product as uncharacterized. Bases 1 to 1734 code for a protein of 577 amino acids. Gene Ontology annotation, molecular function: 2 iron, 2 sulfur cluster binding; oxidoreductase activity, acting on NAD(P)H; flavin adenine dinucleotide binding. Lineage: Eukaryota; Fungi; Ascomycota; Sordariomycetes; Hypocreales; Clavicipitaceae. The record is from RefSeq and is a predicted model, not a curated record. The transcript is spliced from 2 exons. Gene Ontology annotation, cellular component: cytoplasm.
AUGCUUCGUCGUGUCCCCCCCUUGAAUGCUGCUUUCCGCUCGGCACGCCCGAUUGUCAAGCUCAUCAUUCCUAAAUCUGCCUACUCGUGCACUGCUCCUCUAGCCAUGGCCCAGGAAUUCAAACUCAAGGACUUGACGUCCUUGUCUCUGGCCCCAGGGUCGAAGCAGGAAGUCGAGGUGGAAGGCAUCGAAGGCGGCAAGGUCCUGUUGGUGAAUGCUGGGGGCAACAUUCAAGCCAUUGGGGCCAGAUGCACACAUUACGGAGCCCCUUUGGCAAAGGGCGUCUUGUCCUCUGACGGUCAUAUUAAAUGUCCAUGGCACGGUGCUUGUUUCAAAAUCUCAAACGGAGACGUUGAGGAAGCGCCUGCUCUGGAUGCCUUGCCUGUUUUCAAAGUCACCCAGCGGGACGGUAGCGUCUAUGUUGCAGGUGACGAAUCGGCAAUCAAAACCUCCAAGAGAAGACCCAAUUUCGCUUGCAACGCCGCCGCAUCGUCGCCAGGCAACGUCGUCAUUAUUGGUGGUGGCUCCGGCGCCCUUGGGGCUGUCGAGGGUUUGCGCGAGAACGGAUUUAGCGGCGGCAUCACUGUGAUUUCAAACGAAGGCUACUACCCCAUCGACAGGCCCAAGCUGAGCAAAUCUCUGAUGAGCGAUCUGUCAAAGCUUCAGUGGAGAGACAAGAGUUGGUAUGACAGCGGAAACGUCGAAUGGGUGGACGGCGAAGCUACCAGCGUCGACUUUGCUGCCCGCACGGUGACGACCAAGAGCGGCGCCAGCAUUUCCUACAACAAACUGAUCAUCGCUACCGGCGGCACCGCGCGGACGCUGCCAAUCAACGGAUUCCGACUGCUCGGCAACAUCUUCACCCUGCGCAACGUGCACAACGUCAAAGCAAUUGUGGAGGCUAUCGGCGACAAAGGCAAGAAGGUUGUCAUUAUUGGGGCGUCAUUCAUCGGCAUGGAGGUUGCCAACGCGACAUGCAAAGACAAUGCUGUUACCGUGGUGGACGCGUCCAAAGUCCCCCUGGAACGGGUGCUCGGAGCAAAAGUUGGCGCUGGUAUUCAAAAAUCGGUCGAGGGCAAGGGCGUCAAAUUCUACAUGGAGGCAGGCGUUGAGAAAGCCGAACCGUCGACAUCAGACCCCUCCAAGGUCGGCGCUGUCGUAUUGCAAGACGGCACCAGGCUCGAGGCCGACCUGGUCAUACAAGGUGUCGGCGUGGCUCCGGCAACUGAGUUCCUAAGAGACAAUUCCAUACUUCGUCUGGAGCAGGAUGGAUCGAUCCUGACGGAUGACAACUUUCAGGUCGCAGGUCUGAAAGACGUCUACGCUGUUGGCGACAUUGCCACACACCCCUAUUCUGGUCCCGGAGGGGAAGGCAAGCUGGUUCGUAUCGAGCAUUGGAACGUGGCUCAGAACUCCGGCCGACACGUUGCGCACCACAUUGUCAACCCGGCGACGAAGCGAAGCCACUUUGUGCCGAUUUUCUGGUCGGCGCUCGGCGCUCAGAUGCGCUAUUGCGGCAACGUGUCCACCGGCUGGGACGACGUGAUUGUCGACGGCGACCCAGCCGAAGCCAAGUUUGUCGCGUACUACACCAAGGGCGAGACGGUUGUGGCCAUGGCUAGCAUGGGUCGAGACCCAUUGAUGUCGCAGACUUCGGAGCUGAUGAGGUUGGACAAGAUGCCUUCAAAGACGCACUUGCAGGGGGGGAUCGAUCUGAUGGCUAUCGCGGUUUGA